Messenger RNA from Pararge aegeria (speckled wood butterfly), 585 nucleotides. Its product is annotated as bolA-like protein 3. The transcript is spliced from 3 exons. The record is from RefSeq and is a predicted model, not a curated record. The coding region runs from base 145 to 474 and encodes 109 amino acids. NCBI's taxonomy places the organism in Eukaryota, Metazoa, Arthropoda, Insecta, Lepidoptera, Nymphalidae.
GAUGAAUAAUCUAGGUUAUGUUAUGUAAAUAGAAUUUGCCAUUUUUCGAUUAGCGAAUUGUUUGUGUAAUAUGAUUUAAAAUAUCAAAGAUGCCCCAAUAAUUUAUUAGUUACUAAAGUAUACUUAUAUCGGAUCGCCAUCAAGAUGUUUCGGAAUUUCAUUAAAGUUUUAGCGCCUUACAGAGAUAAAUUAAGUCGCACGGUUGUUGGUAAUGGCACUGCUUUUGAGAAAAAUUCAGUGUCCAAGGAGCAACAACUUACUGAAGCAUUGAAAAAGUCACUUCCUGGUAUUACCUAUGUGAGCGUUCAGGACAUAUCUGGAGGCUGUGGGGCUAUGUUUGAGAUUAGUAUAGAAGCUAAGGAAUUUGUGGGUUUGUCGACUGUAAAGCAACACAGGCUGGUCACUAGUUCGUUGAAAACUGAAAUUGCUGAAAUGCAUGGCAUUAGAAUUCACACAACACCUUCCUCUGAUUAGUUUUUAGUAAUAUAGAAUUAAGGCCUUUUAGUUACCUAUGCUAUUAUCUAAUUAUUUGUUCUCCUUGUAAAUAUUUUUUGUUGGUGAAAAAUAAAUGAAAAUUUAGAGCAG